UUGCAGGAGAAGGCAAUUCCAUUUGUCCUUAAUCAAGAGCCUCCGUUAAUUAUAUCAAUUUAUUUGAUUGUGUCUUUCCGCUCACACCUAUUUAUGUCUAAAAUAGAUGCAUCGUACGGCGUUUGAGUGAAGGUUUACGUUACACAUCGGAGUGGCGAUUGUUCCAUUUUUCUGUGGUCGACAUGAAUGGACUGCGCGGAGAUGUGAAUCCCAUUGAUUGAUCUUCACCAGGAUCCCCUCCGACCACAGAAAACAAUCUUCAACGACUGUAGGGGGGGAUCUACGUUGACAAGAAUUAGGAUACUUGUGAAAUAAGAUCCGUAUCUCGGCCCAUGGUGAGCGUCGUUGUGAUAAACCGCGGGGCGGAGGCUCGGUUCGGCUCCACCGUCGGCUGUCGGAGCGGUUCGGCUCUACCGUCGGCUGUCGGAGUGCUCCGUCCGGCUAGCUCCAGCUUCCUGUUGUUAGCCUGGUGAGCUAAGACGCUCGGAAGGGACUCGGGUCUGAGGAGCCUCGACCAUCUGAAGGAAAGGAGGUGGGUGACGGGACACCGAACUGUCAUUAGGAAUAACAUCUGUCCGUCCACCGCCCUUGUCCCGGCCGCCCCCGCCCGUCUCCGCCAUGGACCCCCCGAGGACUCGGUCGCGUUCACGUUCUGGCUUUUAUCAUUUCGGCAUGAACAGCAGCGGCGCAACAAAUGGCAACAACACGAACACGGUCGGUAACGGAGCCGUGAUGAUCAACGCCGGCGGAGGGGGGAACUACUCGCAGCAGAGCAACAACCCCGGCUGGGCGACGCACCACGGGGGACGCGUCUACCCGGAGAGCCAGCAGCAAACCCCGGGGAGCUACCUGGGGCCGGGGCCACAGAGGCACUCUUCCAACGGAGCUCACAGACACCAAGGCGCUGGGGGAGUGCUCCACUUCCACCCAGAGAACAUGUGCAGUGAGGACCGCGACAAGAUGGAGGACAGCCCGAGCCCCAAACGCCCACGUCUGUCCCAGCAGUCCAUGUUGGACCUAAGCACCACCCCCCCCUCCAAUCCCUCCUCUCCCAUUCGUCCUUGGGAGCUCCCGCCCAGCCGCCGGCCACACCCUCACUACAUGCCUGAGAGGUGCCACACACCUGUUCGCAAUCGCCGCAGUCCUCCAAUGAGACGGCAGCGUGGUCGCAGGGACCGCCUCGCCCGCCACCACCACCACCACCACCACCACCACCACCACCACCACCCGCACAACCCCCACCCCCACCCCCCCCAUCACCACUACAACAACAACAACAACAACGGUGGCGGCAGCAGCAACAACAACAGCAACCACCACCUCCUGCCGCACCACCAGCACAGCCUCCACCCCCACCCCCUCCACGGCCCGUCGGUCGGCCACCAGGACGAGAACUACCGGCUCCCGGCCCCCCCGCCCAGCUACGCCCCGCCCUACAGCCAGACCCCCCGGGAGGAGCGGCCUGGCUACCACCCCCCCAACCUGUCCCCGCGGCCCCUCCACCACUCCCCCACCCUGUCCCCCCGCCUGCUGCACCACCCCCACCACGGCCAGCAGAGCAGCAUGGUGCUGGACCUCCACGAGCAGGGUUCUCCUCCGGUGUCAUACCCCAUGUCCCCACCGGGGGCGCCGCCGGGCCUGCCCCCCCGCUCCGCCCCCCAGCAGCUGCCAGCGUGUUCGGUGGUCUUCAGCGGACAGCACUACCCGGUCUGCAACAUCCCCCCUCCUCCGGUCCUCCAGACCUGCUCGGUACAGCACCUCCCCGUGCCCUACCCCUUCCCCUCGCUGCUCUCCAGCGACCCGGCCUUCCUCCUCCCCUCUCCCCACCUCCAGCACCCCCCGACCCACCACCACCACCACCACCACCUCUCCCACCACCCCCCCCACCUCGCCCAGCCCGCCCAGUUCGGACCCUACCCCACCCAGCAGGCACGCUCGCCGUUGCAGCAGAUCGAGAACGAGGUGGAGUUGCUGGGCGACCACCUGUCCCUGGGGGCGGGGCUCCACUACCCCUCGCCGCCCCACCCCGCCCUCGCCACGCAUUCCGCCCAGCUCCACUUCCUGUCCCACGACCCGCUGCCGCAGGAGUUCUUCGGCGUGUCGUAUCCAAACUUCAUGCCCCGGCGGAUCCAGGGCCGACGGUACCGCUCCCAGCAGCCACUGCCGCCCUCGCCUUACCACCCCAGCUUCCUGCCUUACUUCCUGUCCAUGCUGCCCGUCCAGACCACCGGCCCGGCCAUCAGCCUGGAGCUCGACGUGGACGACGGGGAGGUGGAAAACUAUGAGGCCCUGCUGAACCUCGCUGAGCGGCUGGGCGAGGCCAAGCUGCGGGGCCUGACCAAGGGGGACAUAGAGCAGCUGCCGUCCUACAGGUUCAACCCCAACAACCAGCAGUCUGAGCAGACGCUGUGUGUGGUGUGUAUGAGUGACUUUGAGUCUCGCCAGCUGCUCCGGGUCCUGCCCUGCAGCCACGAGUUCCACGGCAAGUGUGUCGACAAGUGGCUCCGGGCCAACAGGACGUGCCCCAUCUGCCGUGCCGACGCCUCGGAGGUGCAGCGUGACUCUGAGUGACCACCAGGGGGAGACUGACACUGUUACUGUCCGUAGCAUUUCAUCACUGCCCCAGUGAUCUCCCUCGCUGCCCCCCCCCCCACCCCCCCCCCAGAACCAACCCCCUACAUGUUACAAGCACGUGCACAUAAACCCGCCACCCCCCAAGCACUUUUUUUACUUUUUCCCAGUUUCCUCUCACCGUUUAAAUCCCUCUUCCUGCCAUUCAUUUGGUUUUGGUAGGUGUCCAUUUCUUAAUUCUUUCCGAUUGUUUUGCCUUUCUAUCUCUUGCCCGCACAUCUCCCCUCAGCACUGAAUGUUCCCCGUCUGUCCGCUCCAACCUCUGACAUAGACAUGUCUGUCAAACCUCUGACAGACAUCUGUCUGUCAAACCUCUGGCACAGACUGGCAAAAGGUUAUGCUGCAGUGUGCAUGCGUGUUUUUCUCUUUGUGUAUGUGAGACUGUGCAGGCAGUUCUUUGUGUGUGUGCGUGUGUGAGCUUUAGAGCUGAUUGGUUGUUUCUACGAUGUGUAUGACCAGAGUAACGACUUAUGAGAGUUUUUUUUCCCCCUCUCGUGUGUGUGUGUGUGUGUGUGUGUGAGACUCCUUUUCUCUAGCUUGAUACUUAGGGUCCAUACUGCCUCUGGAAUGCAUGAUUAAUCAGUUUGUUUUAUUAGGGCUUUUGAAAUUAUUAUUAAAUAUUGUGAGUGAUUUUUUUUUUCUGACUGGCAGUUACCUCAUCCUCAUUCCGUUUCUUUUCAUGUUUCACUAUUCUCUAAAGUUUUGUGCAUUAUACAUUUUCCCUUUUCUUUGGCUGUCCUAUCAAAGAUGAGUUUGUCUGACUGCGGUGGCACGUGUGUAUGUAUGUAUGUAUGUGUAUAUGUAUAAAAUUAUGAAUAUCUGUAUACCAAAAAAUAAAAGGCUUGAUACAAACUUUUU
Messenger RNA from Gadus morhua (Atlantic cod), 3489 nucleotides. RefSeq names its product E3 ubiquitin-protein ligase RNF38. The coding region runs from base 619 to 2571 and encodes 650 amino acids. Gene Ontology annotation, biological process: protein ubiquitination. The record is from RefSeq and is a predicted model, not a curated record. The transcript has 13 exons. Gene Ontology annotation, molecular function: ubiquitin protein ligase activity. NCBI's taxonomy places the organism in Eukaryota, Metazoa, Chordata, Actinopteri, Gadiformes, Gadidae.